AGUCUUAGUUCUCUUCUCUCGUUCAAUACGACGUCCAAAAGCGCCACCUAAGAAUCACUGUUGAGAUUCAUAUCCUCACAAAGUUUCAUCGCUGCAGCACCUUCCUCCGCCACACCGCCCUUGACUCCUCCACCGCAGCACCGUCGUACUCUUACAGGUUUCCGUUAGAAAUUCUUUAUUCUUCAUUUAGUUGAUGGUAUAUAUUUGACACACACACACACACUCAGUUGAAUUUUGAAAAUUUGGCGACUGGCAUGAAUAAGGGCAAGGAUUCUCUGAAAUGGGUUCUAUUGGAUUUAAUUGAGAGGUGCAAUAAUUUGAGAACCUUCAAGCAAAUCCACACACAACUAUUGACUUCUACCCUUGUUGCCAAUGACUUGGUUGUCCCCAAAGUUGCAAACUUUUUUGGUAAACAUGUAACUGAUAUUCAUUACCCUUGCAAUUUCUUGAAGCAUUUCGAUUGGAGCUUGAGCUCUUUCCCUUGCAAUUUGAUAAUUUCUGGCUAUGGUGCUGGCCACUUACCUUGGUCUGCAACCCUGAUUUAUAGAUGGGUUGUCAGUCAUGGGUUUGUGCCUGAUGUGUACACUGUCCCAGCAGUUUUGAAAUCAUGUGCUAAGUUUUCUGGUAUUGCAGAGGUUAGACAAUUUCAUACGUUAUCUGUUAAGACUGGCCUGUGGUGUGACAUCUUUGUGCAAAAUUCUCUUGUUCAUGUUUAUAGCAUUUGUGGUGACACUGUAGAGGCUGGUAAGGUGUUUGACGUUAUGCUUGUGAGAGAUGUCGUCUCUUGGACUGGUUUGAUAUCUGGGUAUGUCAAGGCAGGGUUGUUCAAUGAUGCUGUUGCAUUGUUUUUGAGAAUGGACGUGGCUCCUAAUGUAGCAACGUUUGUUAGCAUUCUUGGGGCAUGUGGGAAAUUGGGUUAUUUAAAUUUGGGGAAGGGGAUUCAUGGGUUGGUUUCUAAAUAUCCCCAUGGAAAGGAGUUGGUGGUGAAUAAUACUGUGAUGGAUAUGUAUAUGAAGUGUGAGUCUGUGACUGAUGCAAAGCAAUUGUUUGAUGAGAUCCCUGAAAAGGACAUCAUUUCUUGGACUAGUAUGAUAAGUGGAUUAGUGCAAUGCGAGUGUCCACAAGAAUCAAUUGAUUUGUUCUGUAAAAUGCUGGGUUCAGGUUUUGAGCCUGAUGGUGUUAUACUGACCAGUGUGCUUUCUGCUUGUGCCAGUCUUGGGCUUCUUGAUUAUGGAAGAUGGGUUCAUGAAUACAUUGAUCAUAAUCGUAUCAAAUGGGAUGUUUAUAUGGGAACUUCAUUGGUUGACAUGUAUGCAAAAUGCGGUUGUAUAGAUAUGGCGCAGUAUGUCUUCAAUUCAUUGCCUUCUAAGAAUAUCCGUACUUGGAAUGCCUAUAUAGGUGGUCUAGCAAUAAAUGGACACGGGCAAGAAGCAUUGAAACAGUUUGGAUAUUUGGUUGAAUCCGGUAUAAGGCCUAAUGAGGUUACGUUUCUAGCUGUUUUUACAGCUUGCUGCCAUUCUGGUUUGGUUGAUGAAGGCCGUAGCUAUUUCAAUCAGAUGACAAGCCCUCCCUACAACCUUUCUCCAUGGAUAGAACACUAUGGAUGUAUGGUUGAUUUGCUGUGCAGGGCUGAAUUGGCGGGGGAAGCUAUGGAGUUGAUAAAGAAAAUGCCUAUGCCACCUGAUGUGCAGAUCCUAGGAGCUCUUUUGAGCGCCUCCAAUACAUAUGGAAAUGUCAGAUUAACCACAGAAAUGUUAAAAUCACUUCCGAAUUUUGAAUGCCAAGAGAGUGGCGUAUAUGUGCUUCUGUCUAAUCUGUAUGCAACUAAUAAAAAAUGGGCAGAAGUAAGGAGUGUUAGGAGAUUGAUGAAGGAGAAAGGAAUAUCCAAGGCUCCAGGUUCUAGCCUUAUAAGGGUGGAUGGCAAGAGUCAUAAAUUUUUAGUUGGAGAUAACAGCCAUCCUCAAAGUGAGGAUAUCAAUGUUCUAUUAAACAUCCUUACCAAUCAAACCUAUCUUGAGGGUCAUAUUGAUACCCUUUCUUGAUCAAACAGCCAUGCCCGAGCCUAUGCUAAUCAAUCAUCUGAAAUCUGAUGAGAUGUUAGUAGCUACUGUUUCUAAAAUGUAGUAUAGAAUGCAUACCAAAAGAAGAUGCUUGGUUUAAAUUGCAGCUAUGGAAUGCGUCAACUCAUCAACAAUUGAUUUGAUCAAUAUAGCGAGGAUGUUUGUUUUUCUGGUAUACAACUUUGGAGAGCAAUUUAUGUACAAAGUCAAAUUUCUCAGAGGAGAUCUUCACAACAUAAUUUUAGGAUAUCUUGCUGGAGCAUGGGCAUGCUAUAUAUUUUCCAACGGCAUUUUAUUAUCUUAAAGAUGGGAAUUUUUUGUAUGAGUUAGUCUAUGGAAGCUGUGUAAACUAAAUCCUUUACACAUUGACCUGAAAUCAGGUAUUUUUCACGUUCCAAACCAAUUCUAUUGGUCUCCGAGUCCUCUUCCCCCACCGCCCUCUUUCUUGUUCACCUCGCAGUCAAAUAUAUCAUAUAUAAGUACAUGGUUAAGGAUAUCAAAAUAGGAGAUCUAUUUUUGGUACGGAAGCCGAUUGAUAAUGGUGGAUUCUUUAUUAUUUGAGGAGGCUAUCCUUUCAUUAACUAACGACGAGAGGAUAUAAUAUGCUGCGGUGUUCUUUAUAAAUUCUAAUCUCUGUCUUACUCUCUAGAUGAUGGAGGUAGCUAGUGCAGAGCAAGGAUACACAUGCUCUAUAUAGUGGGAAUGAGAGACCUAACACGAAGAAACAAAUUCUACAAUUGGGUCAUUGCAAAGCCAAAACGGUUUCCAUAUAUUUGAAGAAGAGGCCUAUACACUGACUAUAAGAUGCAGGCCGAGGAGGGAAAACUCACAGAGCUAUAUGUUUCCAAGACAAUGCUCUGCCACUAAGAGACUGGUAACCGCAAAAGAACACACCUCUGUCAAAACAUCUUUGGUGAUGUGGAUAAGAAUGGUGCUACACUCGUCAAUUUUCCAUUUUCGGCCUCCAUGGUUUCAUCCCAACACAG
Molecule: messenger RNA, 3046 nt
Organism: Trifolium pratense (red clover)
Lineage: Eukaryota; Viridiplantae; Streptophyta; Magnoliopsida; Fabales; Fabaceae
Product: pentatricopeptide repeat-containing protein At4g38010-like
Exons: 4
Coding region: 255-2042 (595 amino acids)
Biological process (GO): RNA modification
Molecular function (GO): RNA binding; protein binding
Source: RefSeq, a predicted model, not a curated record